Messenger RNA from Chanos chanos (milkfish), 1011 nucleotides. RefSeq names its product opioid growth factor receptor-like protein 1. Gene Ontology annotation, molecular function: opioid growth factor receptor activity. Bases 1 to 1011 code for a protein of 336 amino acids. The transcript is spliced from 9 exons. Lineage: Eukaryota; Metazoa; Chordata; Actinopteri; Gonorynchiformes; Chanidae. The record is from RefSeq and is a predicted model, not a curated record. Gene Ontology annotation, cellular component: membrane.
AUGGCUUUCCAAAAAAACUCAAAAAACGACAGUAAUAAGUCGGCAGACUCUUCAGAUGAAAGCGAUUCUGAGUGUGAAUAUGACUCCACCUGGGAGAAUGAAGAAAUUGAUCGAACUAAGAGGGGCAGGAAAAUGGAUAAUGAUCUUCAAAACACAGAUCAGCCUAACCUGCAGUUUUAUCGCAACAAGAGACCAUCUUCGCCUGAUGGUGUUUACAUUGAUGAUUUUCACAACCAGUGGUCGGGUGAUUAUGACAAACUGGAGUGGGUUCACUCAUACAUUCAAUGGCUGUUUCCUAUCGAAGAAGAUGGGAUGAACUAUAGCGCCUUUAAACUGACUAAAGCUGAAAUCAAGAGCUUCCAAAAAGAUGAGGACGCAAAGAGAAGGCUUCUGAAAUCCUAUCAGAUGAUGCUGGACUUUUAUGGCAUAAAGCUGGUUGAUGGGAAAACUGGGAAGGUGAAACGUGCAGACAACUGGGAGGACCGAUUCGAUAACCUUAACAGAAACACUCACAACAACCUUCGUAUUACACGCAUCCUGAAGUGCCUGGGCACCCUGGGGUUUCAGCACUACCAGGCCCCACUGGUACGCUUCUUUCUAACGGAGACUCUUGUUAAGAAGACGCUUCCCAGAGUGAAGAGCAGUGUUCUAGACUACUUUAUGUUUGCUGUCCUUGACAAAGAUGAGCGCAGGGAACUCGUUAAAUACGCAUUCAUGAACUUUGAGCCUAAGGAAGACUUUGUGUGGUGUCCCAAGUGGAUCCAGAAAAGGUUUCUGGAGGAAUAUACCCAAAAAGAGACACGAGCCAAAGACAGUGAUGAAGCCAUGGACAUAGAGUCCAAUUCAAACAAAGACACCCCUGGGAACACAGAAGUCAACCAGAUGAAUGUCCAAGAGGAUAUCCAAGAGGAGUCUGUCCAAUCAAAUAAGGCCACGUCAGAAGCAGAAGGUGCCACUGAGGAGGACAACGCUGGAUAUUUUGGAGGAGAAAAAAACCCCCAAAACAAAUAG